Messenger RNA from Cololabis saira (Pacific saury), 2239 nucleotides. RefSeq names its product interferon regulatory factor 2 binding protein 2b (gene irf2bp2b). Gene Ontology annotation, molecular function: transcription corepressor activity. Gene Ontology annotation, biological process: regulation of transcription by RNA polymerase II. NCBI's taxonomy places the organism in Eukaryota, Metazoa, Chordata, Actinopteri, Beloniformes, Belonidae. Bases 243 to 1772 code for a protein of 509 amino acids. The transcript is spliced from 2 exons. The record is from RefSeq and is a predicted model, not a curated record. Gene Ontology annotation, cellular component: nucleus.
AGCGCAGGGUCGCCGUGACGUCACGGCCGUGCUGAGCGGGGCUGAGUUGUAAACGCAGCUCAGACGGAGCCGCGCCGACGCAGCGGACGCUGCUACGAUGCUCUGGUCCCGGUGCUGGUGCCCUGCUCUCUGAGGAGAACACGCCGCUGACUGCUACCCUGUUCCUGGGCUGUUUUUCUUGGCCACGUUAACAGCCCCACACACAUUUUGGAUCUCUUUUGUACCCCCCCCGGGUUCCCACCAUGUCCUCCGCGGCGGUCGCCGCCUCCCGGAGACAGUCCUGCUACCUGUGCGACCUGCCCCGCAUGCCGUGGGCGAUGAUCUGGGAUUUUACCGAGCCGGUUUGCCGCGGAUGCGUCAACUACGAAGGGGCCGACCGGAUCGAGUUUGUGAUCGACACGGCCCGGCAGCUGAAGCGGGCCCACGGCUUCCAGGAGGGCCGCUCUCCGGGCCCGGGGAAGCCCCCGCACGCCGGGAAGGACGUGCACCACCCGGCCGGGGAGCCGGGCUCGCGGCCCCCGCAGCCGCUGGACCGCUACCCGCCGCGGCUGGGCCCGGAGUACCAGGCGGGCCGGGCCCUCAACGGCUUCCCCAAGGCCGAGGAGCCCCCGGAGCUCAACCCGCAGAGCCCGGGCCCCCGCAGGACUAGCGCGCUGCCGCCCAGCCUGCUGCCGCUGGGCAACGGGGGGCUGGUGGGCGUGCACCCGGGGGUGCACCCGGGGGCGCACCCAGGGGUGCACCCGCUGAACGGCCGCGGGGGCCCGCUGGGGCUGGCCGGGCCCGGGCCCGGGGCCAUGGCGGGCCCCGGGGAGCCCGGGAAGCGGCCGGAGGAGCUGAAGGACAAGCACCGGGACGGCCUGUCGGAGCUGGACGGACACAAGGACUGGCUGGUGAAGGGCAAGACGGUGCGGGACCUGAUGACGCUGCACACCUUCGACCGGUACAAGAAGGAGCACGGCGGGGGGAUGCCCAGGGUGCUGGCCUACGACACCAGUGCCACCUCCUCCAAGACAGACCGGGGGAAGCACAGCCGGCCCGUGAAGAGGAAGGCCUCCCCCGAGCCCGACGGCGAGGGCAGCACCCCCAAGAUGAACGGAGGCGAGGGCCCGCCGUGGCUCCCCUCGCCCUCCGACAUCCUCAAGAUGCCCUCGUCCUCUCUGUCUGGCUUUCCGGCCGGCCCCCCCUCCACCAUAUCGCCCCACUCCCACGGCACGCCCCCCGAAGCCGCCGCCACGCAGAACGGCCAGUCGCCCAUCGCCGCCCUCAUCCACGCCACCGAUAACGCGGGGAGCGCGGGCUCGCCGAAGGACGGCAACCAGGUACACUCCACGACGGCGGGCGCCCGGCGGAACAGCGGGAGCCCCCUGUCGCCCUCCUCCGCCUCCCAGAGGAGGCUGGCUCAGAGGGAGGGGCCUGUGAGCACGAACCCCUCGGCGCCGCACGGGCCCGCCGGCAUGGACACCCACGUGCCGCCUCAGAGCAUUCCGGACUCGUCGGUGCCGCCCGGCAGCGUGCCCCUGUGCUGCACGCUGUGCCACGAGCGGCUGGAGGACACGCACUUCGUUCAGUGCCCGUCGGUGCCCUCACACAAGUUCUGCUUCCCCUGCUCCCGGGAGAGCAUCAAGCAGCAGGGGGCCACCGGGGAGGUGUACUGUCCCAGUGGGGAGCGCUGCCCGCUGGUUGGGUCCAACGUGCCCUGGGCCUUCAUGCAGGGAGAAAUAGCCACCAUCUUGGCUGGGGACAUUAAGGUAAAAAAGGAGAGGGACCCUUGAAGAGCUCGCCGGCUCUUCCUCCUGAACUUAAUUCUCUUUAACCCAACGACAGCGGACAUACCCACCUUAACAUGAAUCACUCAGCAAGCCCCCAGACAAACGACUAACAUGUACAUAUUGGAUACAAGGGAAGUGUAUACUUCGUAAACUUGGCUGUAUAAUUUUUUAGAUUUUUUUUUUUUCCUUUUUUUUUUUUCCAAUACACUUUGUUUCUAUAUUUUGAAGAUGAAGAGGCAUGUACUCUUCAUCACAGACUUCCUCAUCACACUUGUUUCUUUUCGUUGGUGUACUUUAGGUCUGGAGAGAGUCCCUGUCAAACAUAGAAUGUGACUAAUUUGAGCACUUGGCUUAAAAUGUUAAUAAAAAAAGAUGAAAAUAUGCUUCUAGCUGUACAUGUAUGCACUUGUUCAAGGAAAAAAAAAAGAAAAAAAAACUUGCCAAAUACAGUUUCAGAUCCUGUAAUAAUA